This is a messenger RNA of Rotaria socialis, 789 nucleotides long. The record is from the annotation of a GenBank genome assembly. Lineage: Eukaryota; Metazoa; Rotifera; Eurotatoria; Philodinida; Philodinidae.
AUGAAUAUUGAAAUUUUUACUGCUAACCAAAAAAUAAAACAAUUCAAAAAACGUACAAAUGCGUUUUUAUUUAUAUUGGAUGCAGCUGAUUGCAUAUUCAAAAAUCUAAAUUUUGAAUAUGUCUAUGUCAUUGAAGCAGCGUUGAGCACGACAACAAGUACAACUUUGACUGCAACAACAGCAUCAACAACAACGGUAUUAACAACCAGUACCACAACAACCUCGACAACAUCGACAACAACGGCAUCGACAACAAGCACUACAACAACAUCGACCACAUCAACAACAAGCACCACAACAACAUCGACAACAUCAACAACAUCGACAACAACUACAACAUCGACAACAUCAACAACAAGCACCACAACAACAUCGACAACAUCGACAACAACUACAACAGCUCCAGUAUCAAGUAUUUGCGUAACUAACACCAGUGCAAACCUCUAUAACAAUCAAUUUGUUUAUUCACCUACUUCUCAAAUUUAUGCGACUGGUCUAUUAAACAAUCAAUUUGGUGUCUAUAUAGCAUAUGGCUAUGCGAAUGUUACUUCAACAGCACUUUGGACAGCAGCUCAGAGUUCAAUAUCUCAAGCAUACACUCUUGCUUUACAAGCAGAUCGUAAUUUGGUUGUUUAUUCUUCGACUAGUGGUGCGUUGUGGAAUACUGCUACCAAUAAUGGAGGUAUUGGAUCACCAUUUUGCUUCCAAAUGCUAGAUUCUGGAAAUUUGAUAUGGACUGAUGGUACGAACACUAUUAUUUGGCAAACAAAUACUGUACAAACUGGAUAA